AUGACAUAAAAUUCGCUAUCUAGUAAAGAAAAUUUCCUUCCAGAAGACAUUUAAUAAGCUACUAUAGUUUCUUCAGAAAUAAAAGAUUAAAAAGAUUAAAUCAAUCUUAAAACUUUAUCAUCUACUAAAAUUAAUGAAAAGUAGCAGACAGCUGUUUAAUCUAUUCAAUCUGAAUCUUCGCGCUUAGAAGAUAAGUCAUUUAGUUUUCAUAGAAGAUUAAGAAUGCAAAAUACUUUUCGAGCAGAACGAGUAAGAGAUUAAUUUAAAUCUCUUGAUGUAAAAAAAAUAGCAGAAUAAUAUACUAGAUAAAAUGUAAAAGUAUCUUCUCUUUCCAUACCAGAGUAUAUUGAAGUAGUAAAUGAAUCAGCAUAAUCAAAAAUUGAACCUAUUCAUUUUUUACCUCCUAUAAUUUCUACAAAAUUAAAUUAGUUUAGUCUUAAAAGAGAUAAUUAUAAUAAUGGAAAUCUAAACGGUAACAAUUAGUUGAAUGAUAGAGACUUUUCUAAUUUUGGAAGAAAAAAUAACUCAUCUAACUUUGUAAACGAUGAUGAAAUAAAAUAUAUUCAUUCAAAUAUUGUAGAUUUUCUUGAUACUUCUCUCUAAAUGUCAAAACAAAAUUGGAAUCAAUACAAAAAUAGUUUAUUUAAUAAAAAAAACAAAAGUAGAAGUUUAUAGCCAUCUCCUUAGGCUAAUAAAAAUAAUUAAAGUAGAAAUAUAAUGCUCAACUCUUUUACCACAUAACUUGCAAAAAAAUAAAUUUUAUAAUUACAGCUUUAGCACAAUAAAAAUUAAUUUGAGUAAGCAAAAUAAUAUAACAUGAGUGCAAUAAAAGAAAGAUUUAAUACAGACAUAUAAGUAGCUCAACAACACAAAAAAAAAUUGGAGUCUUAGCCAAAAAUAAUCAGUUAUCCUUCUAGAGGAAGGAUAUUAGAAAAUAUGAUGCAUAUUUAAAUUGUCAAAUAAAUACACGAAAUGUCUGGAAAUGAUCUUUCAACUACUAUUUUAUAAAACAAUAAUGACAAUAAAGAUUAACUUUUCAAAAAUGAACCAAAGUUAAGUAUGAUGAAAGUUUAAUAUAAAGGAUUUUGGUUAGAUAAUGAGCAAAAGGGUUGGAAACCUCCAGCUAGAGAAACAACAAGUUGCACAUAGUAUGGAGAAAAAUGUUAUUUAUAUGGAGGAUUAGGAAUGGAGGUCUUAAAUGAUUUGUGCUUAUUUAAUAUUUAGUAAAAUGAGUGGUAACCUUUACAAUAGAGAGGUGAAUAUCCAAAAGAUGGAAGAUUUGGCCAUAGUUUAGAUAUUUAUAAAAAAUAAUUAAUUAUGUUUGGAGGUGAAAAAAAAUGUGCACCUACAUCUAAGUUAAAAGAGUUAGUAAAUGAAGUUAGAGUUAUGAAUUUAGAAACUUUAGAAUGGAAGAUUUUGAGAAACUCAGGAGAUAUGAUUGAGUCUAGAAGAGAUCAUGUAAGUUCUGUUGUAGGAAAGAACCUCUUGAUUCAUGGAGGGAUUUCCUAAAAAAGCUACUGUAAUGAUAUGUUUCAUCUUGAUUUGUAGCAUAAUAGAUGGUAAGAAGCAAGUUGCAUCAAUCUUUAAAAAAUAUUUCCAGAAGGAAUUGCUCAUCACAAAGCGAUACCUAUUUACUUUUUUGAAAGAAAAAACAUUCAACUAUACAAAUCCUUAGAAGAUAAAAAUGCUGAUAAGUUAAGUAGAAUUAAAGAAGAAGGAGUAUAUUUCUUUGGUGGAGUUAAUUAAUCUGGGGUUACUAAUAAUAGAUUAGCCAUAUUAAAAACUGAUUCAAAACCAAUGUACUUUAUUAUACCAGAAACUUUUGGAGAACCCCCUAAGCCGAGAUGCAAGCAUAGCAUGGUGUAUUAAGAAUAGAUGGAGUGGAUUAUUAUUUAUGGUGGAAUUAAUGAAAAUAGUAAUUAUGGAUAUUUAAAUGACAUGUAUAUGUUAAAGUUAGAUACAUUAAUAUGGAGAGAAAUAACUUUUUAUGGCCAAAAUUCAAUAGGGAGAUGUGGACACCUUAGCUUGUAGUAUGGAUCAACAGUAUUAAUUUUUGGAGGUUUAGGAGAUAAUGGUAUUUAUUCUUUAAAUGCAAGAAUUGUUGAACUAGACCAAAAAAACGUUUUAAGGUAUGCUUAAGAUGAAAUCAAAAUGGUAGAGUUAAAGAACAAAAAGAGAGCCAAUUAAUUUGUAGAUAAAAAUUUGUAGGGAAAUAUUGUAAAAAUUAAAUAAGAUUUGAGUUAAACCGAGUAAGCAAUGUAGCUACAAAUACAAAUCUUAGAAAAUCAUAAAGAAAGUGUGGCUAAGCUUAUGAAAAAAUUGCAAUUUAAAAGUUAAAACUAAUUUUUACCUGCACCAAAUGCAAUUAGUGAUAUUAGUCAUGUUACAAAUCUUUUAAUAUAUCAAAACACUGAGUAAAAUGAAGAAAAAAUAAAAAAAAAAGAGCUUAUAAAUUAGUAAGCAGAAAAAUUUAAUGAAUCAGAUGAUCAUUUAAAUGAAACUUUAAAAAACACAUAAGACAAUUUCUUUAGAAAGGAAAGCCAACGAAGUCCUUCAAGUCAUAUCUCCAAUUUUAGAAAAAAAGUUAAAACUUUAAUUACCGUUUCUAAGCUAAAUAAAUAAAAUAGUGGAAAUAAUUUUUUAGAUUCACCUUUAACAAAUAAAAGCUCUUAAUCAUUAAAUAGCAAAUAAUAAGAUUAAUCCUCACUGUUUGAUUAACAUUCAAGUGGAUAACAGAGUCCCCUAAGUUCUUUAUUUAGAAACAGUGCCAAUUUUUCUUAAAAAGCUUAAGAUGCAAUAAAAAAGACACUUUCAAAAACUAAAAUCAGAAGAUCUUAGACAAUAUUACCUAAAGAUUUUGCAUCUUGA
Molecule: messenger RNA, 2868 nt
Organism: Tetrahymena thermophila SB210
Lineage: Eukaryota; Ciliophora; Oligohymenophorea; Hymenostomatida; Tetrahymenidae
Product: kelch motif protein
Exons: 13
Molecular function (GO): protein binding
Source: RefSeq, a predicted model, not a curated record